This is a messenger RNA of Cantharellus anzutake, 1518 nucleotides long. RefSeq lists its product as uncharacterized. The transcript has 5 exons. The record is from RefSeq and is a predicted model, not a curated record. Gene Ontology annotation, biological process: cell surface receptor signaling pathway. Bases 117 to 1175 code for a protein of 352 amino acids. NCBI's taxonomy places the organism in Eukaryota, Fungi, Basidiomycota, Agaricomycetes, Cantharellales, Hydnaceae.
GGCCGUGGCCGUGUGCAUCGUAGCUUCUGUUUUACUAGCAACCUGCCCGCACAAGGGCUCUGUCAACGCGACCUCUCCGGGCAUCCAAUUGCAAAAAAGGCGUUCCCAUAUAAGUCAUGUGCGCGCGGCGAGUUGUGCACUGUUCUCUCCUUGACGCGCUCGUUAACUCCCACCCCGGUGCGAUGUUUGGAAACAAAAGCCCUCAGAUCCCCUCUCGACGUCCUAAGAGCCACCCUGCUCCUGGAUCAUUUUCUAGUGAUCGGCAGCCGUCCCUCUCUUCCAUCUCGGAGUACAUCCCCCAGACAUCCCAGGACAGAGACAAUGUUUGUAAUGAUCGAAAUGGAGGAUUGACGGGAUCAUAUCCCGGGCCUCCGGCGGCCAAUGAGACUGUACCUUGUGGCUUUGGUAGUUCAAAGAAAUCGACAUCUCCUUUCGGCCUCACAUUUGGAAAGAUUUGCAAAAACACAGUUCUUGAUCGCAGCAAGCCUAGCACUUCCGGACCCGGAUCGUUCUUUGGGACAACUACACCCUAUCAGCCAUCCGCUGAUAACCAAGGGUUUCCGUCUCCUUGUGCCCCUGAAGGGAAUCUUCCUGGAAAGCACAGCGCGUAUAUCACUUGUGAGGGUGACCCGGGCAUCCACACGCAUCCCCCAUCGGGGUUUCCAAGCACGCCACCGGCCAGCUCACGCAGUGAUCAGCAUAAAAUGAUCAUCGGUGCCACAAGACUAAUCCUCCAAACCGCGGCCUCCGCUCUCAACCUUUCUCCGAUUCCAAAACUCGGUGAAAUCCCAAACCUGAUUUUGAUAUGGCUGCAAGUUUACGAGACUGUCGAUGACAAUGACAAGAAUCUCAAAGGAUUGCACGAUGAGAUUCAAAGAGCCUACGAAACUAUUUUGCAACCCCUUCAAAUGUGGACAUGCCAAACUGGCGAAAUUCCUCCUGAAGUAGUCUCACUAGUCAAAGAAUUUCACUCGGACCUGGAGGAGCAGAUCGAGCAGAUUCAAAUGCUUGGCAACCAAAAGGUCAUUCAGAGAGUGAUUUUACGGACCAACACGGCUCGGAAACUAACCGAUGUGAAGGCUUGCAUAACUCGUGCUCUCUCGCACUUCGCGACGGUGGCAACGACUUUGAACCUCCUCAAUACAAUUCGAGCACGAACUCUCGAAACUUCCUAGAGCCGACGCUGAAUAUAACCGCGUGAAAAGCAAGUCAGAAUGUCUCAAAACCACACGGGAUGGGAUUCAGAGUGCGAUACUCAGUCACCUCAGGGAACCUAGGAACAGGUUUGUCUGGUUGCGUGGUUCACCUGGGACCGGGAAAACUGCGAUAUCUAUGAGCGUAGCCUCCGCUCUUGACAACCAAGGUGCCCUUGCAGCGUCUUUCUUCUGGGAUAAGAACCAAAAGGGGAUGGGACUUGACUCGGUUGAGCGCUUUCCCUCCACCCUCGCUCUACAGCUUGCGGCAUUCAGUGCUGAGUACAAGAGCUUACUCAGGCAAAUUCGCGAGCGUGCUUCGUUG